GAGAUGAUGAUGCUCAGAGUAGAUCCUCGGACUAAAAUGGAUUUGUUUUGGAUGAUAUUUUUUAUGUAGCUGGGCUUGGAAUCUGGAAGGCGCGUCACACUUUUUCACAAAUAACGAUUCGUCGCGCGUGCACGCUUUUGAUAAGGACGCUGGUAAAAUGGCAAAAAAUCUUCUUGAUGCUGUUUUAUUGAUUAUGUGUAUGGUAAACAUUUUCACUGAGGGUGCACCAUUGUCCGGGACGUUUGAUAGUCAAGACGCGCAACUGCGCUCUUCUGCUGAGUUUUCUUCUGAUGCCCCGAACGGUGUUUCACAUCAGCAGACUGAAGCAGCGCUCAAUGACACAUCACACACUCGCGUGAGAUCCAAACGCUGCACCUGCUACUCUUACAAGGACGUGGAGUGUGUCUAUUACUGUCACCUGGGCAUCAUCUGGAUUAACACUCCACAGCGCACAGUUCCAUACGGCCUGUCUAGUUACCACAGCCCUCAGCGAUUGAGACGCUCCAGUGGCACAAUUGGGUCUGUGCUUCAUCGCUGCACAUGUGCAGACCACAAUGAUGUGUUAUGCCACAACUUCUGUGAUUCAAGAGCACGGAAUAGUGGACCAGACAGAAUUGAAAGGACAAUGCCCUGAGUAAAAACUCUGCAUUUGCAUCUUCACCUCUCGAGAGAUCUGGACUCAUGAUUAACAUGGCACCUUUCUAGGCACAGGUUUUGGAUUUUACAGACUGUGAUUUGGAGCAGCAGCUACCCGACAUUCCUCACCAUGCAUUUCCUGGAACCCCCUUGACUCAUCUGGUCCACGGUACCAAGUGCAUUCUUCAGAAAACACAUUGCAGAUUUUGGAAACAUGUUUUUAGGACCAAAAUCUUUGCUUCAAGGUGUAUAACCACUGUGCUUGUUUCAGCUUGCUUCUAGACUAAUUAUACAAAGAUGAGCAUGCUUCUAAUGCAAAUGUGGUCUUCCUUACAUUGGGAACCUUACAGUGUUGAAAUACGCCUGUAAAAUACACUGUACAUUGAUCUCCACUUUUUUGGCUGAAUUUCUAUGGACACUGGGUAAAGAUAACUUGAACCAAAAUAUCUCCGCUUUCCU
Xyrauchen texanus (razorback sucker) is the source of this 1095-nucleotide messenger RNA. RefSeq names its product endothelin 3b (gene edn3b). The record is from RefSeq and is a predicted model, not a curated record. The coding region runs from base 158 to 634 and encodes 158 amino acids. Lineage: Eukaryota; Metazoa; Chordata; Actinopteri; Cypriniformes; Catostomidae. Gene Ontology annotation, molecular function: hormone activity; endothelin B receptor binding. The transcript has 4 exons. Gene Ontology annotation, cellular component: extracellular region. Gene Ontology annotation, biological process: regulation of systemic arterial blood pressure by endothelin; vein smooth muscle contraction; regulation of vasoconstriction.